This is a messenger RNA of Tripterygium wilfordii, 781 nucleotides long. RefSeq lists its product as uncharacterized. NCBI's taxonomy places the organism in Eukaryota, Viridiplantae, Streptophyta, Magnoliopsida, Celastrales, Celastraceae. The record is from RefSeq and is a predicted model, not a curated record. Bases 1 to 402 code for a protein of 133 amino acids. The transcript has 4 exons.
AUGACUUCUCGUUUUACAGAGACGGGAAGGCAGCGAAGAAUGUGCUUGUUAAGCAAGCGAAGAGAGAGAUAUUCUGACUAUCAGGAGAGGAUUUCGCAAAGCAGAGGAGAGCAAAGUAUAUUCCGGUGCUACAGUUUCGGUUCGUUAAUCGGAGCAGACUUGGGUGGAGGCAAUGGCCAAAAGGCGAAGAUGGCGCGUGAAAAGAACCUGGAGAUGUCCAAAGCUUCGAAAGGAAGUCAGAUAGAAACGCACAAGAAAGCGAUGUCGAUCCAGUGCAAGGUGUUCAUGCAGACCUUCACAUGCACUACUACAGAGGUGAAAUGCAAGGAGCAUGCUGAGGUGAAGCACCCUAAAUCUGACGUUUAUGCUUGUUUCCCUAAAUUAGUACAAGGAGCAUGCUGAGGUGAAGCACCCUAAAUCUGACAUUUAAGCUUGUUUCCCUCAUCUUAAAAAGUGAAUGGAAUCAAGGAAAAUUAUAAAUUUAGACGUAGUUGGGGGACAUUGUCACCUUACGUAAAUUUUUCUAGGGUGUAGGAAAGAGAAAUUCCCAGUCAAGGUCAAUUUAUUUUUUUAGAUUCCCUCUCCUAUUAUUGCAUGUGGUCAGAUCUAGGCUGGUCUCAAGCCAUUGAUGUGGUACGUCAGGAAUGUUGUUCUUGGUGACCCAGGGGAUUUGUUUUCCUUGUUUUAUGUGAUAAAUGUAGGUUUUCUUGCUUUACUAAACAAUCAUACUUUCUUGUAGCACAUUUUUUUUUUUUUUUGGAAUGAACUUUGGCUUGUUGAA